UUGAUUAAACCCGUUGAAAGUAUCGAGAACGAAGAAGCUUAGUCUAUUCAUACUAAUAAUCAGUUAUCAUAGGAUUACUUGAAUGGUUAAAUUGCGGUUGAAUUAACAAUGUAAAGUAUCACGUUAAAUAGGAUGGAUUCUUUACCACCGGAAUUGAUAUUGAAUAUAUUAUCCUAUUUACCACAACAUGACCUCCUCUUACGAAUCAGAAACGUUUCCAAGUAUUGGAACCAAUUGGCACACGCACCUCGUUUAUGGUAUAAACUGGACGUUAGACGCAGCGAAGAAACGACAUCGUUAUAUCUGGAGAAUAUUGACCUACUAUGCGUUCAUAUAAAGCAUCUUCUUACAGAUGAGGAAUUUUUAGUGAAAGUUUGUUAUCAUCGAACACCAAAGCCACAUUUCAAGAAUCUUCGAAACUUGGACUUAUCAAGUGUAUAUCUGGCAACGACGAGUGUCAUUACAGAUUUUAUUUCCGAAUGUACUAAUCUUGAAUCAAUCAGUGUUCGAUUUGAUGAUAGCAUUUUAUUCCGUGAUAUUUUUAAAACAUUAUCAAAGUUAAAUCUGAAAGAUUUACAUAUUAACUAUAGUGGAGAUGACGUGGAAUUUCUAUUUAUUUUGGAAGAACUUUCUCGAAACAAAUAUUCCAAGACAUUAUCAAUUCAUUGCAACACUAUUCAAAAUAACACAGUGCGUUUUCUUUUGGAGAAUUUCCAGAAUUUAAAGUCAUUAGAUGUAACUAGUUCUUAUUUAAAGAAUGACACGUUCAUGUCGAUGCAACGUUUGUUAUCCCUUAAUGCUUUGAGCUUAGAUUAUACUAGGGUGAAUGAUGCCGGGCUAAAGUUAAUUGCCAGGAACGUUCCGAAUCUUAAGUUUUUCUCCGUAGUCAGGUGCGAGGAUAUAUCAGACGAAGGCAUUGUAAAUAUCGCAGAAAAUUGUCCGUUUCUGGAACAAAUUCACAUUUGUAGAUCGUAUACGAUCUCUGGUAGUACCUUGGUAGCGAUAGCGAAAGGUUGCCCACGCCUACAGCGGCUGUCGGUUAUGGCAUGUGCACAAAUGGAUGACGCGGGUGUGGAAUCACUGGUUAUGAAAUGCAAACAUUUACAGGUGUUGAUUUUAAACUUCUGUAUACAAUUAACAGAUCAAAGUUUAUUCAGUAUCUCCAGAUUUUGUACAACCCUCCGAAAGUUAGAUAUUAGUAAUAACGGUAAGUUUACUUCUAAAGGGAUAUCUUCGCUUUUACAGUCGUGUAAAUUGCUGGAACUACUUAACAGUGCUUCAUGUGGUGGAAUCACAGACUUGCGAUUCCCUGUGUCUCGUACUGGGAUAAAACUCAGUAAUAAAUCAUUUGACAAUGAAGACACCAUUCUAGCAAAACUAGUGACUGUAAAUGAACGUGCUACGAACGACAACUCGUAUUCAAUAUCCAAUCAUCAACAUUGCCAUAUAAGAUCAAUGAACCUAAGCCACACAUCCAUCAAUAAUAUAUCUGUGCUAGAAUUGUCGUUUUUAUGUCCCGAUUUAAGAAAUUUAUACCUUUUUGGGUGCAAAAAUGUAACAAUUGAUAUUGUCGAAUGUCUUUUUAAUAAUUGCGUGUUUAUGGAGAAAAUAAGUGUGAAAAGGAAAACGAUUUUCCGCAAGAACAUAUUUCUUCAUGCGGUUUCUUGAAUAUGCCUGCUUUUUUAUUAUGUUGUUUAAAUAUACUUCAGUCAUUGUCAGUGUUAUUGAUUUAAAUAAAAUGAAAGCCAAUUUACACAUGAAUUAAGUACAAAAGUUAAAGUUUAUUAUAUAGUAUCCGUCGAUCUGAAAUUUAUUUUGUCGGUCAAGCCUAAUAUUUGUUAAUGCAAGGGGCCAUUGGAUAUAUGUUGUCUUGUUCAAUACAUUGUUUGAUCAGUUUGCUGGU
Mytilus trossulus (common blue mussel) is the source of this 1903-nucleotide messenger RNA. Its product is annotated as F-box/LRR-repeat protein 2-like. Gene Ontology annotation, molecular function: protein binding. The transcript has 2 exons. Bases 133 to 1668 code for a protein of 511 amino acids. The record is from RefSeq and is a predicted model, not a curated record. NCBI's taxonomy places the organism in Eukaryota, Metazoa, Mollusca, Bivalvia, Mytilida, Mytilidae.